Messenger RNA from Arabidopsis lyrata subsp. lyrata, 1806 nucleotides. RefSeq lists its product as uncharacterized. The transcript is spliced from 5 exons. The coding region runs from base 191 to 1495 and encodes 434 amino acids. Gene Ontology annotation, biological process: male meiosis II. The record is from RefSeq and is a predicted model, not a curated record. NCBI's taxonomy places the organism in Eukaryota, Viridiplantae, Streptophyta, Magnoliopsida, Brassicales, Brassicaceae.
AAAUAAACAAACCCUAAAUCCCCAAUUUCCAAAGUUAACACUACACUUUUUCCCCCGCUCUCUUCUCAGUGAUCGUCCCCACCACGCUCCUCAAUUUCGAUGUCGACCUAUUAAUGCUUGAUCAAAUACCUGGAAACCACACGCAUGAAGUUUCUCUUCUUCUCUCGCUAGACCUUGAAGAUUUCGGAUUAUGGGUUGCUUUUCGGGUUGCUUCGGUGGUCGGAAAAAUCGCCGGCGUCAGAGACGCAGAGAAUCCGAUCAAGCUAGAGAUAACAAACUCGCUGCGGAAUCUGCAAAACUUGAUGAUAGAGUCCACACUGUUGACGAAAUCCCGAAAUCUUCUGUGAUUCCAAUUACCGAGAUUUGUGACGAGGCUGAAGAGAAAUGCAGUCCAAGCUCUAUUACUAGGAAGAGAGUCACUUUUGACUCCAAAGUCAAAACCUAUGAACAUGUUGUUUCAGAAGAAUCUGUUGAACUCUCAGAAGAGAAGAACGAAGAGGUUGAAUCCGAAAAGAGGUCACUGAAGUCAAGCAAGACUGAUGAUCAGUCUUCUUCUGAGAUCAUUGAGGUUGCCUCAAACUCCUCAGGGUCGUAUCCUUCAAACCACAGAUACAAGAAUUGCAGAGAAAGUGAUGAUGACAUAGAGGAGGAUGAUUUUGACUGCAGUGACAGCGAUCUAGAUGAAGAUGAAGAGUAUUACAGUGAUAUUGGAUUUAGUGAGGAUAGCUUGCAUAUCCCAACCAAAAAGGUUUGUACUGAAGAGAUUGGGGAUAAAACAGAGGAGACUGAUGCAAAGCUGAGAAGGUCUAACGAGAGUGUUAGAGAUGGAAACCACUAUGAUGGCCAAGGAGUACUUAACCCGGUUGAGAAUCUCACUCAGUGGAAAUCCGCUAAAUCCAAAGGGAGAACAAUGCAGAAACAGUCUCAAAAGGAGAACUCUAACUUCAUUGCAGAUCAAGAAGAAAGAAGGGAUUCCUCUUCUUUUGGCACAGACUCUCAGAUUGAUGAUAUAACACUCAGCUUCAAACCAAAAUGCAGAACUGAACCCAAGAAACUGAGAAACCAAGAACUGGCCGUUGAUGCUAGCCUUUCAACAUGGUUGUCAACAUCUGAGUCCGGUAGCGAAUGCAACAGCGUCUCUAGGUAUACCUCUACACCCGAGAAACACAAGUCUAGCUGCUACUCAAAACCGGUUAAAAUCAACCAUGACGAUAGACCUGUACUAUGCGCAUUGACAUUGGAGGAUAUCAAACAGUUCUCGGCUACAUCUACGCCAAGGAAAUCACCGAGCAAAAGCCCUGAUGAGACACCUAUUAUAGGCACAGUUGGUGGUUACUGGGGUAAUUACUCAAAGGCAAUAGAUUGCGGCUCUGCAUCUUCAUUCAAGGGAAUACCAAACACCACCAGCAAGUACAGAGAGGAUAAGAGCGUAAAUUGGCAUUCAACUCCAUUUGAGGCAAGACUGGAGAAAGCUUUGAACAACAUAGACAAAUAAUGGCGACAUAGUAGAUGGAGUUAGGGAGCUUGAAGGUUCUCUUAGGAAGAGGACAGCCUGCAAAGCUGCUCCAUUGGUCUCCCAUCACUCCCCAAACUCUGUAACCAAGACUCAUCAGCCAUGUUCUCUUUUCUGACUUGUAUUGUUUCACUUCCUUUUGCUCAUCUUCUAGCCCCCUGCAUUGUUCAGUUUUCUUGUUAGAGUAAAAAAGAAACACUAGAGGGGUGUACAACAUCGGUUUUUUGCUCACUUAAGAGUGAAUCUAUUAAAACUACUCAAGGUAUUGGAGUGGACAAAUUUGAUCUUCGAUU